Somion occarium is the source of this 225-nucleotide messenger RNA. Lineage: Eukaryota; Fungi; Basidiomycota; Agaricomycetes; Polyporales; Cerrenaceae. The record is from the annotation of a GenBank genome assembly.
AUGAAGAAGUGGGACCGAAACCUCUCAAGGAAGUCACCACAUCGAAGAAGAUUGAUGAACGACAAUACGGAGCCUUCCCAAAAGACUUUCCGCACGAAGCGCAUCCUUGCUAAGGCUUCCCGCCAGAACCGACCCAUUCCCCAGUGGUUCCGCCUGAAGACGGACUCCAAGAUCCAGUACAACGCAAAGCGUCGUCACUGGAGACGCACCAAGCUCAACAUCUAA